Molecule: messenger RNA, 3596 nt
Organism: Podospora pseudocomata
Lineage: Eukaryota; Fungi; Ascomycota; Sordariomycetes; Sordariales; Podosporaceae
Gene: AKL1
Product: Ark- serine/threonine protein kinase
Exons: 3
Coding region: 558-3596 (1012 amino acids)
Biological process (GO): actin filament organization; protein phosphorylation; actin cortical patch assembly
Cellular component (GO): cytoplasm
Molecular function (GO): protein serine/threonine kinase activity; ATP binding
Source: RefSeq, a predicted model, not a curated record
CUGGGGAAAUGCCAAGCCAUCCCUUGCCAGCUGGCUCCACCUGAGUUGUCCGUGUGCAGUGAGGUGUAAGCACUGACCUGCCUGGCAUUGGCGUUGGCAUUUGUCUGUCUUUCAGGCGGUACUUGUACCUGGAUGAGCAGCACGACAAACAUCGAAUUCAGCCUCUGUCCCCCAAAGCAAACGUUUGUCGUCAUCCUCGAGGAUCACUCAAGAUUCAAUAUCUGCUGAACCGACCACUGCUCGGCCAUGCGGCGCGUAGCGUAGGCAGCAACCCCUCCUCCGCGAAAUCGAAUUCCCCAUCGAUGCCCUGAAAGUCGCUUGCCAGCCAAAACCUGCUCCGCCCAAGUCCACCCUCUCCCUCCCACCCCCCCCGCGAGCCAGUCGCUCCCCGUUUCCGUUCGUCGUCUCCCGUGUCCAGCUGUUUCCCUUCCCUCUCACCGCCCCGGACUGUCGACCGCCCCCUUUUUCUCGGUCCCGACCGCCCCGAACCCGUGUUCCCCGAUACCUCGCAGCUUCACCAAACACACGCUGCUGCCCAUCGGAGGAAUUUCACGGUCAUGGCUUCGUACGGCCAGGCGGCGGUGCCGGCAGCGGCGCGGCCCGCAGUACCUUACGGGGCACCCGUACCAGGGAGCGUCCCCAGCGCACCACCAGCGGGCACCUUCUCCCCCGGCACCAAGAUCCAGGUCGGCAACCACCGCGUGGUGAUUCAGAAAUACCUCUCCGAGGGCGGCUUCGCACAUGUAUAUCUGGUCAAGCUGGCCGCCCCCGUCAACGGGACCGACCUGGCCGUGCUCAAGCGGGUCGCCGUCCCGGACAAGGAAUCGCUGCGGGGGAUGCGCACCGAGGUCGAGACCAUGAAGCGCCUGAAGGGCCACAAGGCCAUUGUCACGUAUAUCGACUCUCACGCAUCGGAGCUGCGCGGCGGCGGGUACGAGGUGUUUUUGCUCAUGGAGUACUGCAACGGCGGCGGGCUUAUCGACUUUAUGAACACGCGCCUGCAGCACCGGCUGACGGAACCCGAGAUUCUCAACAUUUUUGCCGACGUUGCUGAGGGCGUGGCCUGCAUGCAUUACCUCCGACCGCCGCUUUUGCACCGCGACUUGAAGGUCGAGAAUGUGCUAAUCACCAUGGUUGGGUCUGUCCGGAAGUUCAAGCUCUGCGAUUUCGGUUCGGCGGCGGCACCGCGCGCGGCUCCCCAGACGGUGGUCGAGUGCAGGUUGAUGGAUGAGGAUGUUCAGAAACACACCACGAUGCAGUACAGGAGUCCGGAAAUGGUCGAUGUCUACAGGAAACAGCCGAUUGACGAGAAGUCGGACAUUUGGGCGCUCGGCGUGCUGCUGUACAAGCUUUGCUAUUAUACCACGCCUUUUGAGGAGCAGGGACAGCUUGCUAUUCUGAAUGCCAGUUUCAGAUAUCCUAGUUAUCCUGCCUUUUCAGAUAGGCUCAAGGGACUUAUUGGCUGGAUGCUGCGUGAAAGUCAGCAGGCCAGGCCGAAUAUUUAUCAGGUACUCCGUGAGGCCUGCAAAAUGCAGGGCCGGGAGCCACCAGUCAAAGAUAUUUACUCGGGGAAGUCGCAGGGAGACCCUCAUCAGCAUAAACAGAGUUCAUCAUUACAGCAAAAGAUCACGUCGCCGCCUCUUGUUGGCGCCGUGUUUUCUCCGAAAGCCACUCAGGAACAGCAGGUCAUUCCCGAGAUUGAGCGCAUGAGGCGAGGCCGAGUGCCGGCUGCCCAGCCCAGUGCUCCGACAACAGCAACAGUCACGUCGCCCAAGGUGACGAAUGGAGACCCCUUUGCCGCGCUUGAUGCGAGGCCAGUAAUCAAGGGCGGGGAUGAACUGUCAUCAAAAUUCCCGUCUCUUGAUCAGUUUUCGCUUCUACAUGACCAUGGGUCCAAAUUCGACUUUGACCAGGGGUCGCCGCAAUUACCCAAAGAUCUGUCAACAAGGGUGGCGGAGAAGUUGGCAGAUGAGGCUUUCCAGAUCAAGCCCUCGCCUUCGCCAAUUCCAACGCAACCAAGCCAACGGCAGUCCAUUGACGGAAGCAGAGCCAACCCCUAUCCAGCGGCGGCAGACCCAUCACGGGUGUCUCCUCCGCUCAAGUCUGCCUCUGCGCCACCAAAACAACCUGGGGCCAGCCGGGCGUCGACCAUCAUUUCCAACACCCCCGAGCUGCAGGCAAUUUCUUCACCCCCGCAGCCGCUUUACCAGCCAACUCCUAAACCAACCAUGGUGUCGACUGGCACCAUGACAUCGCCACCGCCGGCGGAAGGACCCUCGCCGUACCUAGUGUAUCGAUUCCCACCUGCUGAUAGUCACCGCGCAGCCAGUGUACCCAGAGCUCCAGAGACAGGUCUCGGUCUUGCUCCCUCGGCGCUCGGAGAUCCAGCAGCUCGGUCAGUUUCCCGGACGCCAUCAUAUCAAGGCACAUCACAGGCCGGCCACGUUCGCCAUCCUUCUUCCUCGAGGCCGUCACUAGAAGGCGGACGACCAAGCCUGGAGAACCUUGCAUCACGCCCAAGACCAAUCAGCACUCACCUCGAAUCCAACCUGGACUUUCUCCGCGAAAAGGAACAAGCCCCCUCUCCAAGAUUUUCCCUCGACAGGAGCCGCCCGUCGACCCCCAAACUGGAAGAAGACAAAAACAUUGCCUCCAACGUUGACUUUCUCCGCUCUCUCGAAGACCCGGAACCGGCGAAGAAGGACAAGUCCCAUAAGCACACGAAGCGGGGGAGUCUGUCUUCCAUCGGUGCCGGAGCGAAGAAUAUCCUCGCAGGCAAGUUUGGCGAUGCGUUUAAGCGAUUUGAAGGCGGUAAUUCCUCCUCUGGUCCUAUCGUCCGGACGCCGUCUCCGCUCAAAGACCUCGACCGUCAUGAUGUUUUGACUCCCAUUACGGGAUCGGUAGCCACGGGCGGGCAUAGCGAUGAUGAUCAUGACCAGGAUGAGAUGACGCCUGAGAUGAGGCGCGAGCAAGAAGCGCAGAUGCUGGCGCAGGAGGAGGCCAGGGUUGCUGCCGCGCAGGCGGAGUAUAGACAGCGAGUUGCGCAACGGGGCAGUGGUUCAGGGGGGGGUGGUGGUCCAGUCCCGCCUCCUAAACCAGCUGGGGGAGGGGGAGGGGGCGGAGCGUCAAGGGCGCAGGCGAUACAGAGCAAGGUGCAGAGUUUGCUGGAUGAGAGCAAUCGGGGUGCUGUUGUUAGGACUGCGCAGGGGUAUGGACAGCAUACUGAUCGGCCAUCGACAUCAUCAUCGGGGGGGGUUGGGGAGGAGAAACCGCCGUAUGUGCCGAGGAAACCGGGCAGUAUCAUUGGGGAUAAAGGAGGGAGGCCGGGGACGAGCUCGGGUGGGAAGGCGUUGCCUGCGCCGCCGCCGAAGCCGGUGCAUUUGGGACAGCAACAGGCGGGCGGAGGGAUGAUAAACAGGCCGGCUUCGCCUGUUAAGAGAGAGGCGUUGUUGGCGGUGGAUUUACCGGGGAAUGGGGGGGCUGCGUUGCUGAAGAUGACGGCGGGGGAGAAGGAGGAUUAUAUUAGGGAUUUUCAGAAGAGGUUUCCGGAUUUGCAGAUGGUGGAGAGGGAUUUGGGGAGGGAGGGUGGGAGGUAG